Sorghum bicolor (sorghum) is the source of this 2324-nucleotide messenger RNA. RefSeq names its product protein kinase G11A. The record is from RefSeq and is a predicted model, not a curated record. Gene Ontology annotation, biological process: protein phosphorylation. The transcript is spliced from 3 exons. Gene Ontology annotation, molecular function: protein serine/threonine kinase activity; ATP binding. Gene Ontology annotation, cellular component: nucleus; cytoplasm; plasma membrane. Bases 517 to 2235 code for a protein of 572 amino acids. NCBI's taxonomy places the organism in Eukaryota, Viridiplantae, Streptophyta, Magnoliopsida, Poales, Poaceae.
UUGAGGCGGCCAUGUCGUUUUCGAGAGACUGAGCGUCACCUCCAGCUCCAGGGACCCCAAAAACUAUGGGACAGGAUCAUUGCACCUGCGAAAUGAAUUACCCAAAAACGAUAGAAAAAGAUAGCGAAUUGACGGGCCGGGGAGCAGAAAGGCAGGCCAUUAAUACUUGACACCUCCCGUUUCCUGCCCUCAUUCACCCCCUCCGCCAUUGCUCGCUCCACAAGAUAUGUCCUGCACGCGCCAGAGCUACUAGGGGAGAGCUGGCACAGGAGCGCAGGCUUCGGGCUCCUCCCAUCCCGGCGGCGUCCUUUUCGCGUGUUUGCUUCUUGGGAGCGCAGCCAGAGAUUCGGCUCUUCAGGGCUUCUUCCAGGCUCUGCUGCGCAGCGCAAUCGGUUCUGAUUGUCAAUGAAAUUUACAAUGGAAUAGUCCAUCACAAUGCUAUGGUUGCUUCCUGACUGACCAGAUCGAGCUUGUUGUAGUCUCUGGUCAUCUGAAAAACAGACGGGUGUUGCAACUAUGGCUUCGAAGGCAAUGCCUCAAGUUCUCCCAGAAAUGCCAAGCAUCCCAGGCCCGAAUCAAUGCUCUAAGAGUGCUUCCCCUUUAGAGAUUCCGCAGACAAACAAUUCCUGUGCUUCAGCAUUGACAGUGUUACCAGGAACAACUAACCUGAGCAAAUCGAGUCAUAAACCUGAGCCGAAGGAGCAGAAACCAGAUCACCACCUCAAGGAACCUGUUGAUGUUGCGUCGAUCAAGUCUCCUGUAGAAUCAAGCAAGAAAGUGUUAGUGGAGCAUGGAAGCAUGAAUGGAAGUUCCACUUCAUUUCAGACAUGUGAAGGGACUAGUCAAGCAAAGGUUAGUGCAAGUGCUAAGUUCACUGAUCCAUCUGAGAUUGGUGACAGGGGCAAUAGUGGAAGAUGCAGGCCUAGCACAAGCAGUGAUAUCAGUGAUGAGAGCUCAUGUAGUAGCAUGAGUAGCAGCACAAAGCCUCACAAGGCAAAUGAUUCGCAAUGGGAAGCAAUUCAGACGAUCAGAACUAGAGAUGGGAUCCUUGGAUUGAGUCAUUUCAGACUGUUGAAGAGACUAGGCUGUGGCGAUAUUGGCAGUGUGUAUCUCUCGGAAUUGAGUGGGACUAAGAGCUAUUUUGCGAUGAAAGUUAUGGACAAGGCAUCACUAGCAAGCCGUAAAAAGUUGCUUCGAGCUCAAACAGAGAAGGAGAUUUUGCAAUGCCUGGAUCAUCCCUUCCUUCCUACACUUUACACUCACUUUGAGACCGAUAAGUUCUCCUGCCUAGUUAUGGAGUUCUGCCCGGGAGGAGACCUUCACACUCUUCGACAGAGGCAGCCUGGCAAACACUUUCCAGAGCAAGCUGUCAAAUUCUACAUAGCUGAAGUCCUCCUGGCACUAGAAUACUUGCACAUGCUUGGUAUCAUAUACCGUGAUCUCAAGCCUGAAAAUGUCCUUGUUCGGGAGGAUGGGCACAUCAUGCUCUCAGACUUCGACCUCUCCCUUCGCUGUGCAGUCAGUCCAACACUGAUUAAAUCCUCAAACCCUGAUGCAGAAGCACUCAGGAAGAACAGCCAAGGCUACUGUGUUGAGCCGUCCUGCAUUAUUCAGCCAUCAUGUGCAGCCCCAACCACCUGCUUUGGCCCACGCUUGUUCUCCAAGACCAAGAAAGAUCGAAAACCAAAACCUGAAGUUGCCACCCCGAUCAACCAUUGGCCUGAGCUCAUAGCAGAGCCCAGUGAUGCACGAUCAAUGUCAUUUGUUGGGACACACGAGUACCUGGCCCCUGAGAUUAUCAAAGGUGAGGGUCAUGGUAGCGCUGUCGACUGGUGGACCUUUGGGAUAUUCUUGUACGAGCUGCUGUUCGGGAAGACACCUUUCAAGGGAUCCAGCAACCGGGCUACACUGUUCAAUGUCAUUGGCCAGCAGUUGCGCUUCCCAGAGUACCCGGUUGUGAGCUUCUCAGCAAGAGAUUUAAUUAGGGGUCUACUUGUGAAGGAGCCCCAGCAACGGUUGGCUUACAAGCGUGGAGCCACGGAGAUCAAGCAGCAUCCCUUCUUUGAGGGCGUGAAUUGGGCACUGAUAAGGUGUGCAAGCCCACCAGAGGUACCAAAGCCUGUCGAGAUCGACAGGCCAUCAAAGCAUCCUUCAUCGCCAUCAGGAGCUGCUGAUACUUCCAUUGGUGCACCCCAGAAAGGUGCUGACGGCUACUUGGAGUUUGAUUUCUUCUAGCAAAUAUGUGGGUUUUACUAUAUUGUUUCUCCACUGGAUGUAGGGUUUUCUGAUGUUAUGUUUUUUUACCAGAUGGUUGGUGCUGUAGA